GUAAAAAUUGAUAGAAUCAGCGCCACGUCAAAAUCGACGUUCUUCCGUUGGUGAACCGAACCGUGAAAGUAAUAGGCGGCUCAAUUUCGGUGGAGGGUAUAAGAAUUCGAUCUGGAAUCGAAACUGACCGACUCCCAGAUCUUCUUCCUCCUCUCCGAUCUAUGAAGCCAUGUCGGACGAGGAGCACCACUUCGAGUCCAAGGCCGACGCCGGAGCUUCCAAGACCUACCCUCAGCAGGCUGGUACUAUCCGCAAGAACGGUUACAUUGUCAUCAAAGGCAGACCUUGCAAGGUUGUUGAGGUCUCCACUUCCAAAACUGGAAAACAUGGGCACGCUAAAUGUCACUUUGUCGGCAUUGAUAUCUUCACUGCCAAGAAGCUUGAGGAUAUUGUUCCCUCUUCCCACAACUGCGACGUUCCCCACGUCAAUCGUACUGACUACCAGCUGAUCGACAUAUCUGAGGAUGGAUUUGUGAGUUUGCUGACCGAUAAUGGCAAUACUAAGGAUGACCUGAGGCUUCCAACCGAUGAAGCUCUGCUCACGCAGAUCAAGGAUGGAUUUGCCGAUGGAAAGGAUCUUGUGGUGUCCGUCAUGUCUGCAAUGGGAGAAGAGCAGAUCUCUGCCCUCAAGGACAUUGGUCCCAAGUAGUUGCUUAUUAUUCUCCAUCUAUUGAAUUGCUUUAAGACAACAUUUCUUGCAGUACAGUUUUUUGUUGGGGUUUUAUGGGGGUUGAGAAUCUUCGUCACCUUUUUUCGAGAAAUUAUUCCUGAUGGGAAGUGGCCUUGGUCUAAAUGUGAUCUUGCCGUUACAAUACUCAAAUAGUUUUGUUUUGUCCCACUACUUCCGAAACCGUGGCCUCUUCGUGGGUGUGAUCAAGUUAUAUGAACCAGCAAGACUGUGUAACUUGCAAUUUAAUCUCUA
This is a messenger RNA of Morus notabilis, 922 nucleotides long. Its product is annotated as eukaryotic translation initiation factor 5A-4. Bases 170 to 649 code for a protein of 159 amino acids. Gene Ontology annotation, biological process: positive regulation of translational elongation; positive regulation of translational termination. The transcript has 6 exons. The record is from RefSeq and is a predicted model, not a curated record. Gene Ontology annotation, molecular function: ribosome binding; RNA binding; translation elongation factor activity. NCBI's taxonomy places the organism in Eukaryota, Viridiplantae, Streptophyta, Magnoliopsida, Rosales, Moraceae.